This is a messenger RNA of Engraulis encrasicolus (European anchovy), 686 nucleotides long. RefSeq names its product adhesion G-protein coupled receptor G1-like. Bases 13 to 471 code for a protein of 152 amino acids. Lineage: Eukaryota; Metazoa; Chordata; Actinopteri; Clupeiformes; Engraulidae. The transcript has 4 exons. The record is from RefSeq and is a predicted model, not a curated record.
GGGACAUACAUUAUGGAAGAGCAGGUGCUGGGUCUGUGGGUGGGGCAUCAGGAUGUCAAUCAUCUCUCUCAACCAAUCACCAUCACCUUCAGGAGGCCACCCAAUGCAAGAACUGAUGAUGGGCGGUGUGUGUUCUGGGAUGAAAGCAACGAGAACUGGAGUUCUGAAGGAUGUGUGAUGUCAAAUCAAACGGAGGAGGAGUUUGUGUGCAGCUGCAACCACCUGAGCUUCUUUGCUGUGAUGCUGGUGGGAUUCUUCAAACGCAACCGGCCUCCAUGUGAUGAUGAUGAUGAUGAUGAUGAUGAUGAUGAUGAGGAGGAGGAGGAGGAGGAUGUUCAGCAUCUCAACCCUGAGACCACGUAUGAGAGUGUACAGCCAUCCCAGCGCACCCGAAUCCAAACACAGACUGAAGGCAUGCCAAGAUAUUUUGUUGUUGUAAAUGCUUCAAGAAAUAUUCUGUAUUUUCGUUAAAAUGAUCAUCUGUAGACACCUAGACAAUGUAAAUGUUCUCUAUUGUAUGUAUGCAACCAUUCAACUAUUGUUACUUUGUAUAUCGUGCCAUGCAUUGAUUUCAUCCUUUGUCUCUACAUACUUUUUUGGUAUAAGUCAAGACACAAAUACAAUAUUAAAUGCUCUUUCACGGCAGAAGAUGGAAUGAGGCCUUUUCUAUCCUACUUUCAAAGCCA